GAAAUAAAACCAGAAGGAACCCGCACCGCGCAUUCAGCAGAGAUCGAGUUGUCGUAGCCAUGGCGUCGAAGGUUUCUUUUAAGAGCAAGGGCAAGAGCAGCAAGGGCUCAUCGAAGUCUUCUGAGGAGAAAUCAGCAACCCAGGCCUUCAAGGAGUGGAGCACUUGGGCCGUCAAGAAAGCCAAGGUCAUCACUCACUAUGGCUUUAUUCCUUUGGUCAUCAUCAUCGGCAUGAACUCAGAACCAAAGCCUCACCUCUCCCAGCUUCUCAGCCCCGUCUGAUUUCAUCCGUUUACCGCUUUUUCUGAUGGAUCGCUGCCUUCUUCUCGGUUUUCUGUUUUACCUGGAUUUUUGUUUGCCCUGCACGUUGGGUGAAUGGCUUAGUUAGCGUAUAAAAAUUAGUUAGGGUUUGAGUAUAAAGUGGAACGACAGAAGACUUGUAAUAAUUUGACCGAAAUUUUUGAUCUAUUUUGCAAUACUUCUGAAAUUUUUUUAGUCAGUCGCCUUAUCGGUAUGAAUGCUGAUGCGCUUCUCUUUUCCGAAUUGAAUUUUUAUUCAAAUAAUUGAAUGAUUUUAGGCUUUA
Messenger RNA from Momordica charantia (bitter melon), 582 nucleotides. RefSeq names its product mitochondrial import receptor subunit TOM7-1-like. Lineage: Eukaryota; Viridiplantae; Streptophyta; Magnoliopsida; Cucurbitales; Cucurbitaceae. Gene Ontology annotation, biological process: protein import into mitochondrial matrix. Gene Ontology annotation, cellular component: mitochondrial outer membrane translocase complex. The record is from RefSeq and is a predicted model, not a curated record.